Messenger RNA from Lampris incognitus (smalleye Pacific opah), 1251 nucleotides. It is a transcript of the gene psph, whose product is annotated as phosphoserine phosphatase. Gene Ontology annotation, molecular function: magnesium ion binding; L-phosphoserine phosphatase activity. NCBI's taxonomy places the organism in Eukaryota, Metazoa, Chordata, Actinopteri, Lampriformes, Lampridae. Bases 208 to 888 code for a protein of 226 amino acids. The transcript is spliced from 6 exons. The record is from RefSeq and is a predicted model, not a curated record. Gene Ontology annotation, cellular component: cytoplasm. Gene Ontology annotation, biological process: dephosphorylation; L-serine biosynthetic process.
UGGUGCUUCGCUCAAUGCUGUUACUGCUGUUCGUGCCCCAUCAACGCUGUGGUUACCAGUAAGAAGCAUAGAAAAAUUUGCAUAAUUUUAUUACUUUUCUAGAGACGGUGGCCUAAUUGUGCCUCCUGAGCAGCACUGUGGCACUUUCAACACUAGAAGAAAAGGGCUGCAUAAAAACAUCGGGCGAAACGGAUUGCACCGGACAGCAUGACAACACUAUCACAAACAAAGGAAAUCUUCAGGAGAGCAGAGGCUGUCUGUUUCGAUGUGGACAGCACAGUUAUCAAAGAAGAGGGCAUCGAUGAACUUGCCAAAUUCUGCGGUGUGGGGGAUGCUGUCACUGAAAUGACUCGCAAGGCUAUGGGUGGGUCAGUGACAUUCAAGACGGCUCUUACUGAGCGUCUCGGCAUCAUCCGUUGCUCUAGAGAACAAGUGAACAAAUUGAUAACAGACCAUCCACCUCAGUUGACACCAGGUAUUAAAGAACUCGUGGACAGUCUACACCAGCGCAACAUAAAGGUGUUCCUCAUUUCGGGUGGCUUCCGCUGCAUUGUGGAGCACGUGGCUACUCAGCUCAACAUUCCUCUCCAUCAUGUCUAUGCCAACCGCCUUAAGUUCUACUUCAAUGGUGAGUAUGCCGGUUUUGAUGAAAGUCAGCCCACAGCAGAGAGUGGUGGGAAAGGCAAGGUAAUCGGCAUGCUGAAGGAGCAGUACGGCUUCAAGACUGUAGUGAUGAUUGGAGAUGGAGCCACAGACCUAGAGGCCUGCCCUCCUGCUAGUGCCUUUAUUGGAUUUGGUGGAAACGUCACCAGGCCACAGGUGAAGGAGAGGUGUUCGUGGUACGCCACAAGCUUUGGAGAACUCCUAAAGGAACUGGAGAAGAUCUAAAAGAGAGAACAUACCGUUACUAACUUUUAACACGUGUUUUAUUUGCACUUAAUAGCUUUAUCUAUGGUACGUUUGUUUCUUCAACUCAUACAGUCAGUAGAUUUUAUAAUGAAUGAAAAUUUUUACACUAAAAUAGUGAUUCAAUUUUUACCUUUUUGGGAUGUUACCCUCUUGAUUUUUAUAAUGGAGAAUACUAGAAAAAUAACCAAAUGGAGUCCAUAUGGAGGAAUUUCAUUGUUUUUGCAUUUUUUUCCAUCAUGGAAUUAAGUGUUUAGAAUAACUAAUGCAUAUAAAAGUGUGCGUAAUGAGAAAUAGAUGUUUGUUCUAUAUUAAUACUAAGGACCAUAAAAUACAUAUAUAUGU